AUGACAAUGCACCACUGCUUGUUUUUGGCUGCUGGCUUUCUGCCUGUUUUGAUUAUAAGAAGCUAUGAGGCCAAACAAGCAAUAGUGACUUACGAUACAGUCCGCACUGACUCACCAACUGUCCAAGGAGAAAUCGUUGUUCUACAUAAUACCCUCAGGAGAGGAGUAAUACCACCUGCCAGCAACAUGCUGAAAAUGAGUUGGAGUGAAGAAGCUGCACAAAAUGCCAACAAGUUGUCAAAGUAUUGUAACUUGGCAGUGAGCAACGCUCUUAAGAGACGAAUUACAAAUACUUUUUGUGGAGAAAACAAGCAUUUGACAACUUAUCUUACGACAUGGUCAAAUGUAAUUGGACUCUGGUACAAUGAGUCUAAAUAUUUCACGCAUGGGGAAUGGCCAUCAGAGGAUGACGACAUCACAGUUGAUCAUUACACUCAGCUAAUUUGGGCUACUUCUUACCUCAUUGGCUGUGGAGUGUCAUUAUGCUGCCAUAGAAUAUUACCUCAAUAUCUCUAUGUUUGUCACUAUUGUCAUGAGGGAAAUGAACCUGACAAAAAGAAUAAACCUUAUAAGAGGGGAAAUCCAUGUGGAGAUUGUCCAAAUGACUGUGAAGAUAAGCUUUGUACUAACCCAUGCAUCUACUAUGAUGAAUUCUAUGACUGUGAGACACAAAAGAAGGCACUUGGAUGCAAACACCCAUCACUUCAACUAUGCAAAGCUAGUUGUCUCUGUGACACUGAGAUAAAAUAA
This is a messenger RNA of Rhinolophus ferrumequinum (greater horseshoe bat), 750 nucleotides long. RefSeq names its product cysteine rich secretory protein 1 (gene CRISP1). The transcript has 7 exons. The record is from RefSeq and is a predicted model, not a curated record. NCBI's taxonomy places the organism in Eukaryota, Metazoa, Chordata, Mammalia, Chiroptera, Rhinolophidae. Gene Ontology annotation, biological process: binding of sperm to zona pellucida. Gene Ontology annotation, cellular component: extracellular region. The coding region runs from base 1 to 750 and encodes 249 amino acids.